Molecule: messenger RNA, 5556 nt
Organism: Onthophagus taurus
Lineage: Eukaryota; Metazoa; Arthropoda; Insecta; Coleoptera; Scarabaeidae
Gene: Frl
Product: formin-like protein
Biological process (GO): cortical actin cytoskeleton organization; cell migration; regulation of cell shape
Cellular component (GO): cytosol
Molecular function (GO): small GTPase binding; actin filament binding
Source: RefSeq, a predicted model, not a curated record
CCUCUUUAGUUGAACCGGGGUCUUUCUGUCGUACGCACAGGGUGUUUUGUUUUUAGUUUCGUUUUUUAAAAACCUGUUGCGCGUUAAAACAAAAAUAAUGUUAUCUAAAGUACGAAUAGAAAGUCUUAAAAACAGUUGAACCACGUUAAAUCUAAGUCUUAAGUUAUUUUUUUUAAUAUUCUCGUUGGUUCUUCUUCCGGCGGCGACUGAGUUUUUUGUGUUUGAGUGUGCUGUGGUGGUUGUGUUUUGUUUUAAGUGGUAAUAAUGGGGUCCGCAAUUUCGAAGGGUGAACAACAACAACAACCUUCGGCUCUACAUCCGGGGCCAUCAGACAAAACAGAAAGUGUCAUCUCAUCGAAACACCAUGCCAGACAAGCCAGCAUUAGAGUUAAAUCAAAACAACCAAUGCCAGAUCCUAAUGAAUUAGAAAAAAGAUUUACUAAAGUGUUGGCUUCAAUGGAUUUGCCACCUGAUAAAGCAAAACUACUUCGAAACUAUGACUCGGAAAAGAAAUGGGAUAUUAUUUGUGAUCAGGAAAUGGUUCACGCAAAGGAUCCACCUUCAUAUUAUCUAAAUAAACUAAGAACUUAUUUAGAUCCAAAAGCAUCACGAAGUCAUCGGAAACGAAAAAUGGUGGGAGAUUCAACAUCAACCCAAGUACUAAGAGAUUUGGAAAUAUCUUUAAGAACUAAUCAUAUAGAAUGGGUUCGUGAAUUUUUAAAUGAAGAAAACCUCGGUUUAGACGUUUUAAUAGAUUAUCUAAGUUUUCGAUUAGGUAUGAUGCGACACGAACAACGAAUCGCUGAAUCAAGAACCGAAUCCGAAGAACGAUUAAAUCCAUCGAUGAUCCUCAAUACCACGACAAUAUCGGAAAGGCAAAAUGGUUAUAUGAGGCCUUCACUUGAUCUUACAGAUAGUCCUAGUAUAAAACGCCGAUCAAAACAUGUAGCUAAAUUAAAUAUGGGAGAAUCAAAAGAUGAUAUCCACGUUUGUAUAAUGUGUAUGCGAGCUAUUAUGAAUAAUAAGUAUGGUUUUAAUAUGGUAAUACAACAUCGAGAGGCAAUAAAAUGUAUAUCUCUAAGUCUCAUUCAUAAAAGUUUACGUACGAAAGCGUUAGUUUUGGAACUUUUAGCGGCGAUAUGUCUGGUUAAAGGUGGCCACGAAAUUAUUUUAUCAGCAUUCGAUCAUUUUAAAGAAAUUUGUCAUGAAAUUCAUCGAUUUCAAACUUUAAUGGACUACUUUCUUAAUUAUGAUGUUUUUCACAUCGAAUUUAUGGUCGCUUGCAUGCAAUUUGUAAACAUUGUAGUACAUUCCGUUGAAGAUAUGAACUUUAGGGUUCAUUUACAAUAUGAAUUUACGGCCCUUGGUCUUGAUUAUUACCUGGAGAAAUUGAGACAAACGGAAAGCGAGGAACUUCAAGUACAAAUUUCAGCUUAUUUAGAUAACGUUUUUGAUGUCGCGGCUUUAAUGGAAGAUAGUGAGACGAAAACGGCUGCAGUGGAAAAAGUACAAGAAUUAGAAGAUGAAUUGGGACAGGCUCAUGAUCGAUUACACGAAAUUGAAUUAGAAGCUUUAGCAAAAAUUGCCGAAUUAGAAACACAAUUAUCUCAAGUAAGAAGUGAAAGGGAUGAUUUAUUUGAAACAAGUCGGCAAGUAACGGAAGAAGUGACGACUUUAAGAAGGGUCGUUCAAGAUCACCAAAGAGAGUCGAAAAACCGCCAAUCAAUGCUUGAAUCAAAAAUAAGUGAAUUGGAAAGUAUAACCAAAAGUUUACCAAAAGGUGCUACAAUUGCAAACUUAGCGGAUCUUUUACAAUUACCACCACCAAUAAAUGAUACAUUAUCAGCAUCAUUACCUCUUCCACCGCCAGAAAUACCAAAAGAAACACCAAUAGUUCCACCACCGCCACCACCAGUUCCAGUUGCGCCACCACCACCAUGUCCACCGCCUCCACCAUGUCGAACAACAAAUAAUGCUCCAGUACCUCCACCACCAGCUCCAGGUUUAAUGCAAGCUCCAGAUGGCGCGAUGACCAUCAAAAGAAAAGUUUCAACCAAAUAUAAGCUACCGACAAUUAAUUGGGUUGCAUUAAAACCAAAUCAAGUACGAGGAACAAUCUUCAACGAACUUGAUGAUGAUAAACUCCAUUCGUAUAUUGAUUUUAAUGAUUUCGAGGAGAGAUUUAAAAUAGGUGCAACCGGGCCAUUUUCAAAUGAUAGUAAUUCUGUAACGGAUGGUUUAAAUACAUUUCCAAGCAAAAGGUUUAAAAAACCGGAAAAUGUUUCGUUAUUGGAGCAUACGAGGUUGAGAAAUAUUGCAAUUUCAAGGCGAAAAUUGGAAAUGCCAAUUGAAAAAGUUAUUAAUGCGAUAACAUCGUUGGAUUUGAAACAAUUACCAUUGGAAAAUGUUGAAGUUUUACAAAGAAUGGUACCUACUGAGCAAGAAACUAAAGCGUAUAGAGAGUAUAUAGUCGAAAAGAAAAAUGUUAAUAUGUUAACAGAAGAGGAUAAAUUUUUGAUGCAGCUCACAAAGGUUGAAAGGCUUUCAGCUAAAUUAUCUAUUAUGAGUUAUAUAGGAAAUUUCUUUGAUAAUCUUCAUUUAAUAACACCACAAAUCCAUGCGAUUAUAUCAGCGUCUAGUUCAGUGAAAAAUUCUCGUAAACUCCGAGCAGUUUUAGAAAUAAUUUUAGCGUUUGGAAAUUAUUUAAAUAGCAGCAAACGGGGUCCAGCUUACGGUUUUAAACUACAAUCACUCGAUACUUUAUUAGAUACAAAAUCAACGGAUAAAAAACAGUGCCUCUUACAUUAUAUCGUCGCAACGAUACGUCACAAAUUUCUUGAAUGUCUCAAUUUUGACUCUGAAUUAAUGUAUAUUGAAAAAGCUGCUGUUGUAUCAUUGGAAAACAUAACAACCGAUGUCCAUGAGAUCGAAAAAGGUAUGGAAGCAGUUCGAAAAGAAGCGGAAAUACGCGGAAAAGGAUCGCAAAGUUUAGUUCUAAGGGAUUUCUUGGCUAACGCUGAAGAUAAAGUGAAAAAGCUGAAAAACGACGUGAAAACAGCACAAGAUACAUUUAGGGAAUGUGUGGAGUAUUUUGCUGAAUCCCCAAGAACCACGGAUGCGAAUUCUUUCUUCUCGUUGUUGGUUAGAUUUGUGAAAGCCUUUAAGGUGGCAGACCAAGAAAACGAACAACGAAGAAGAUUAGAACUCGCAGCGAUGAAUGCCAAUUCAAAAACGAACGAAGAGGUCGUAAAAAGAAACAAAUUAAAUCAGAAAAAGCAACAGGAUGCUGUAAUAAAUGAAUUGAAACACAAGACGAAAAUGGUGCACGAGAAAAAAUUAUUACAACAAGAUGAGGUGUAUAAUGGAGCUUUGGAAGAUAUUUUAUUGGGUUUAAAAAGCGAACCAUACAGAAGAGCUGAUGCAGUGAGAAGAAGUCAACGUAGAAGAAUUGAUAAUAAUAGGUUAUCAAAAACACUCGAAGAAUUAGAAUUUUAGUUUUUUUAUGAUUGACGUUAAUGAGAAUAACGAGAGAAAAAAAGAAAGAGAAUGUAUUAAUGUGAUAUAAUUUUUUGUUGUAAGUAGGUUCUUUUUUUUUCAAUUUGACGUCGGGGAGUUGAAAUGAAAGUAAUUUAAAAAAUUUAUUUUUUUAUUAAAUUGAACCAUUUUAUUAUAUGUUUAAUUUACCAUAUGAUACAAGAUUGAUUGGAAUUAUUUGUAAACAGAAUUGCCAUAUCGAAUUCGUUACAUUUCGCACAAUUUCCUUGCUAAAUAUUAACAACAAAUGGCACGUGAAUGCACAUAUACUUAUUGUGCAAUUUGUUGUUGAGAUGAAGGUAAUAGUGUGUAUAGAAAAUAUGGUUACAAUGCAACACAACGAUUUUGACGUACUUACGAAAAUGUUAACAUCAACAUAUUUUCUGCAUCAAUCAGUCUUGUUCACGGGGUAUAUCGUUUCUAUUUUUGUAGUAUGUUGAACAAAAAAUCUAGAACGCCAUAUAAUUUUUAUAUGUUAACUUUUUACUAAAUGAUUUGACCAUUUUUGCAGGUUAGAAGACGUAUUUAUAUAGAUUAGAAGAAACUAAAAAACCAAAGAUCAUAGAGCAGUGUUGGUCACAAGGUUAUCCCGCUCUGAGAAUUUGAGUUUUAUGGAUUAAUAGGAUGUUUGUAGGCCAAGAAGGCUCAAUACAAUAAGCUAAUGAAGUAGAUCUGAAAUUAUUUCUUACUUUGUCAUGGAAAAAUAAACAUAUUUAUUUAAUUACUUUUAUGAAAAACAAUUAGAAUACAUGAAGUGGGAUAAUAUUAUGAUUAACAUCUUCUAUGGUCAUUGGAAUUAAGAAGAUUUACGUUUUUUACGUAAAAUUGAUGUUAUGUUUCAUUGCUACCAACUAUCAUUUUUCAGAAAUUAAACUGUUUAAUAAAAAUUGUAAAUUUUUAUGGAAGUUGAAUCAUGAUUUUGAAUUGGUUAUACCAAUGAUUCCAAAUUCAUUUAUCUUUCUUUAUUAUGCAAGGAAAUUGAUUAAAAAAUCUUCUUCAUCCAUCAUAACUGCCUAUCACAGCAUUUUCAUUCUUUUCAUUCUCCGAAAUUUUUAUUAUGUCACCCCAGACUGCAAUGAAAGAAAAAAUGACUUUUCUUCCUCCACAGCUCAUCUACUAUCUGCUCAGAAUAAGAACAUCUACAUUUAGUUCUCCAGCAUGAUGUACUACAGCUAAUUAGCUAUGAUGUACCAAAGUGAUGUACUCAAGAUUAUUUUGACUUAUUUAGCAUUUGACUUUCUAGUGGUGAGAAGGAAAAAUUCUGAUCUCUGCAACAUCUUUUAUUUCACUUAUAAAACUAAAAUUGCCUCUCAGUUUUCUUCUCUCUUUGUCUGUAACUUUCCCAUUUUGACAUUUAUUACUUCCCGACCACAUUUGCUGUAACAUCUCCCUUUUGGGAAAUAUUUGAAGCUAUGUAGAAAAAAUAAUAACUUUUAGUGUACUAAAUGAAGGAUGGCGUAAUUUUUACACCACCCUGACUCAUCUCUUUCUUUCUAUAGACGAAACUAAUCGUACCCAACACCAGUUUACCCAUCUUUCUGAGCUUGAGAUCAUUGUAUUUUUUCUGCGUUGUCAAGUAUACUAAAACAAGCACGUUUUUCGUUGUGUUCUUUUAAAAACCUGUGUUUUCAGGUAGUAUAUAUGGGAGGAAGAAAGGUGUUUAACGUUUUCUGGCAAUACAGUUGAAGAAUAUCUUUAGAUUGGGCAAUUUAUCUCACAUCCACCAUGUUAAAACAUGUGCGCGAUGCAUACUGCGAAUUUUCUGCAAUGAAACUUAAACUAUCUGCAAAUUUUAUUAAAUUAUUUUAAAUUAACAUUUAAGUUUUUGAUAUUUUGGUAAUGUUGUUAUUCGAUAUGUUUCGUAAGUUAAAAUUAUGUCAUUCUAGAUUUUUUGUAUUAAAUAUUGUAUAGUAUGUCUUUAAUUAAAUUUUGCCAUCAAUGUUGUCUCAAGUUGACAUAUUUAAUAGCAAAUUUAAUUGAAGACGCAGUAUCGCUAUUAUUACUAUUAUUGUGUUUUUUGUA